AUGAGCGCAGUCUCCAGUCCCAGUCCUGUUGACCAGUCUGUCGACGACAACGCUGCCGACCUGUCACACCACUCGCAUACCUCAAAGACAUCGGCCAACGCCUCUGUUUCGCCAAGCGAGACUCCGGAAACAACACGGAAGGAAAAUGCUAAUACCGAUGCUGUUCAACGAGAAAGGGGGGAAGUGCCUCUAAACAAACCUACGGCGCGGGCUAGUGCAUCAACCACGGCGGCAGCCAAUCCGCCGCCCCAGCAGCAGCAGGCCGAGAUGGACGAUUUCGGAUUGCCGAUUCGGGUGCGGCCGAGGAGAGUGUCUUCUGAGAGCGAGGAGACUUUUCACAACGUUCAUGAAGGUCAAGAGACUGAAGGCGACACUAGAGAAUCACAGACUGCUGCACCCGCGCCGUCAGUGUCUGACGAACAGACGAAGGCGGAGACUUUUGCUGGGAAAAAUGUAAGUGAAGGGCCAACGGCAUCCUCUCCGAGGCCCUCCACACAAGGAAAGGAAGAACCGUCCAAGACGUCAAUAGAUCUCCCUGCGGCCUGCAGCACAAGCAAGAUAUCGAGAGAUGACGAACCACCACCCCCGUAUACGAUUUCUCCACCAGAAGAUGAUACAAGACAUUCGAUUGAACCCCACAAGACGAAGCGGAAGUCCCUGGAACCAUCCGAAUGGUCGCAUCAACGACUCAAUGCAAAGAUAGAUCCGGAGGAGGAAAGCGAUGAAGAAGAAGAUGAUGGCGGCUGGAAGGAGAUGCCAGCUCUGGGGGACAUGGAUGUGUAUGAUGACUAUGGUCGACUUGUCGCAAAGGGCUCAAAGGACGUAGAGAGUGAUGAAGCCGUCUACAGUGGCCUGGGCGGAGCCGGUAAAGGGUACACCCGGGUGCAGCUUGACGAGGAUGCUCAAUCUGCAACUAGCAUGGAUGAAGACACAGGCUACCUUUUCAAAGACAGCCAUGCGAACUCCGCUGGUAUGGAAGAGGAGCUGCGCGACCCGACAAGCCAGAUGCAGGCUACGAAAGAUCUCUUAACCGAAAGUCAGAGGAUUGCGUACGUCGGGGUCACCAGGCUCACGUUGUGGCAGAUGGCCCUGGAUAUGAAUCGAAUACCCUCCAUCAAAGGAUGUCGCAAAGCGAAGCAAGGUGGUGUCGACUCCAUGCGCAAAUGGAGCCAAACUAUGAUGGCCAGGCUCUAUUCUCAUAUGGAGAUCGAUGCAGCGGAGCAGGUCAUGAUUGAGCAACUGGCGGAACAUGGCGUGCAGCCCGCGGAUCUUGUCAGACCCCUCAUGAGCAAUGCCCGCGUCAAGAAUCCAUUAGUUGAGGAGACUGAUACACCAAAGAGAUCUAUGUCAUCGCCUACGUCUCCUCGCUUGAGGGAUGAAUACCGGAGUAGUAAUUCAGCAGAGUUUGACCAGUCAUCCAGAUCAACUUCUCCGCCCCCUUACGAGACCCAUGAGGGGGAAGAUCUUCCAGAAGUUCGUACCCCAUCACAAUUACCUACUUCGGCCAAGAUCGAUAUUGAUUUGCGUUGGACGGUUCUCUGCGAUUUGUUUCUCGUCCUUAUCGCCGACUCUGCCUAUGAUGCCCGCUCCCGAACCCUACUUGAAAGAGUGGGCGAAUCAAUGGAAGUACCAUGGCUACAGAUCGCUCGAUUCGAGAAGCGCGUGAUCGAUGCCCUUGAGAUGCAAGAGGCCGCGGAUAAAGAGAACUGGGAUGAAUCGGAACACAUGGAGAAGAGACGCAAAAUGGCAUUGAAACAUAAAUACAUGAUUAUGGGAUUGGCCACGGUAGGUGGCGGCCUGGUGAUUGGUCUUUCUGCAGGGUUGCUGGCCCCUGUCAUUGGUGCAGGUCUAGCAGCCGGUUUUACCACCGUUGGGAUUACAGGAACAAGUGCUUUCCUGGGUGGUGUUGGGGGUACAGCGUUGAUCGCUUCUGGCGCUACACUUACUGGUAGUACGAUUGGUCUGAGAGCAUCUCAGAGACGGAUGGGAGCGGUUCAGACAUUCGAAUACCGCCCCUUGCACAACAACAAGAGAGUAAACUUGAUUAUCACUGUCUCUGGUUGGAUGACUGGCAAAGUGGAUGACGUACGGUUGCCCUUCAGUACAGUUGACCCCAUCAUGGGAGAUCUGUACUCGGUUUUAUGGGAACCUGAGAUGCUGCGGAGCAUGGGUGAUACCAUCAAUAUCCUGGCCACAGAAGCUUUGACGCAAGGUCUCCAGCAAGUCUUGGGGCAGACCGUCCUGGUAGCUUUGAUGGCAUCUCUGCAACUACCUCUUGUACUCACCAAGCUGUCGUACCUCAUUGACAAUCCAUGGAAUGUCUCGCUAACUCGCGCAAAUGCGGCGGGCCUGAUUCUGGCGGACUCUCUCAUGGUGCAUAACCUCGGUAAAAGGCCUGUCACGCUGGUAGGAUAUUCCCUUGGCGCUAGGGUCAUCUUCUCUUGCCUGAAGGAACUCGCAGACAAGGGCGCAUAUGGAUUGGUCCAAAACGUUUACCUUUUCGGGUCACCCAUGGUGGCGAACAAGGACGAAUACCUCAAGGCGCGCACUGUUGUCUCUGGUCGGUUCGUCAAUGGUUACGCUUCGAAUGAUUGGAUUUUGGGUUAUCUUUUUAGAGCGACGAGUGGCGGUAUUAUGAGGGUAGCAGGCCUUGCGCCUAUAGAAGGUAUCCCUGGGCUGGAGAACUUUGAUCUCACAAAGCUUGUUAAUGGUCACAUGGACUACCGUACUGCGAUUCCCCGGCUAUUGAAAGAGGUAGGAUGGGAGGUGGUGAGUGAGGAAUUUGCAGAGAUUGAAGACCCUGACCCAGAGAACCAUGCGGAGCGGCAAAGGGAGCUCAUCCGUGAGAUCGAUGAGGCAAGACGUGACGCCGAACAAAAACCGGAGAAGAAGCGAUUCGGACUGUUCAAGCGUGGCAAACUGGCUCAGAAGAAAAAGUGGGAGACGUACGAUGUGGAUCGCAACAACACGACAGCGCGGAGUUCCAUUGAUACCAACAAUGGGAACGGGUCAGUCUUGUUCGACAUUGAUGCCAUUAGGGCCGAGCUGGCUUCGGAAAAUCUCGAAGUCAAACAGCUCGAGUCAACCCUCCCACCUAUGAAGUUGGACUUGAGUGCUCCCGCGAGUCCAUCACCUGCCCCAACACCACCUAAAACUCAGGAGACGAAGCCCUACGAGCCGACACCGCCUCCAUCAGAAACGCUUCGAGACAAGGAACAUGGCUAUAGUCCUUCUCGCGACGCUGCACCGUACUCCGCGCAUGAAGAAGAGGUUGAGCUGACAUUCGACACUUCCUUCCACGAGACGCCAACACGGUCUCAUUCCUCGUUCGGGGCUCCAAACCCAAACGAUGGUCACCCUGCCAGGCCGGAGCUCCGAUCUGCAGUUACGAUGCCUGCUCUGGGUGCUAGUACAUUGGGUGCUAUGGCUCUAGAACCCAAUGCCUGGGCUGAGCAUGACAUUGGGUAUGGUGACGAGAACGAGAUUCAAAUGACUUUUGAAUGA
Molecule: messenger RNA, 3504 nt
Organism: Aspergillus saccharolyticus JOP 1030-1
Lineage: Eukaryota; Fungi; Ascomycota; Eurotiomycetes; Eurotiales; Aspergillaceae
Product: TMCO4 family protein
Exons: 2
Coding region: 1-3504 (1167 amino acids)
Source: RefSeq, a predicted model, not a curated record